Ostertagia ostertagi is the source of this 249-nucleotide messenger RNA. NCBI's taxonomy places the organism in Eukaryota, Metazoa, Nematoda, Chromadorea, Rhabditida, Trichostrongylidae. The record is from the annotation of a GenBank genome assembly.
AUGGAGAAGCUGGCUUUAGAUGCCAAUGUUAUCAGCAAAUGGCCCGCUGUUUGUUCGGAUAUCAAAACCUAUCGACUUCCGUCACCUGCAAAUCCGCCGAAGGAAUCCGACGUCGUGGCGCAGAGUCAAGCACACACUGAAGAUGCCAACAACAUAACAUCACCAACGACAGCAGCAAUGUCCAAAGAAACGAAUGCUCUUGGUGUUCCUGCUCUAGUGCUGCUCCUUUUGUCUCUGGCUUUACUAUAG